AUAAUAAUUCAUAGUAAAUAUUCUUUUUUUUUUUUAUUUAAAUUUUUAAAUAAUUGUUCCCUUUAUAUAUCAUAAAUAAAUUCAUUUUAAAUAUAUAUUGUCUAAAGAUUAAUUUAUAUCUAUAAAAAAAAUAAAAAAAUAAAAAAAAUAAAAAUGAUAAAAAAUAAUAUUAAUUUUUUAAGUAAAGUUUUAAAAUCAAAUAAUAAUAAUAACCUCCAAAUUAUAAAUUAUUCAACAACUUCAAAAAAUAAAAAUAAAUUUUCAUCAUCUUCAAAUAAUAAUAAUGACACAGUAAAAAAUGUUAAAGUAAAUAGUUCAUUUUAUUAUAAUUACAAUAAAAAUGGCGAGAUUAAACAAGGUGGAUAUGUAAAGAAAUCAUUAUAUGACUAUGAUCCCCUUGCCAAAACACCGGCUAUUAAAAACUCAACCGAAUAUUUUGCUUUUGGCGAUACCCCAGUAGGAGAAAUUAUUAAAUCAAAACAUGAAAAAAAUAUUAUCUUUAUAAAAGAGAAUGACACAAUUUAUCAAGCAAUUAAAGAAAUGGAUAAACAUGGCAUUGGUGCACUAUUGGUAACAUCGGAAAAGGAUGGCUCUUUAAUUGGUAUUUUCACCGAACGUGACUAUCUCGGCAAAGUAGCUCUAUUAGAUAAAGACUCCAAAACCACCAAGGUAUCAGAGGCAAUGACUCGUAAUGUAACUACAAUUUGCGAAAAAACAGGUGUCGUUGAAGCCAUGCAUCUC
Messenger RNA from Dictyostelium purpureum, 741 nucleotides. RefSeq lists its product as uncharacterized. NCBI's taxonomy places the organism in Eukaryota, Evosea, Eumycetozoa, Dictyosteliales, Dictyosteliaceae. The record is from RefSeq and is a predicted model, not a curated record. The transcript has a single exon. The annotation marks the transcript as partial.